Molecule: messenger RNA, 2693 nt
Organism: Colius striatus (speckled mousebird)
Lineage: Eukaryota; Metazoa; Chordata; Aves; Coliiformes; Coliidae
Gene: NRBP2
Product: nuclear receptor binding protein 2
Exons: 18
Coding region: 119-1612 (497 amino acids)
Biological process (GO): intracellular signal transduction; protein phosphorylation; endoplasmic reticulum to Golgi vesicle-mediated transport
Cellular component (GO): cytoplasm; endomembrane system
Molecular function (GO): ATP binding; protein serine/threonine kinase activity
Source: RefSeq, a predicted model, not a curated record
GGGCUGAGCCCGGGGCGGCCCCGCGCGGCGCUGUCAGCCUCGGCUCGGCUCGGAGCGGUGCGGGGCGGUGCGGCUCGGAGCGGCUCGGCUCAUCUCGGAGCAGCCCGUCUUGGUGGGGAUGGCGGUGCCGGAGCCGGACGCGCGGCUGGCGCAGGAGAAGGAGGAGGAGAGCGAGGAGGAGAGCGAGAUCCUGGAGGAGAGCCCGUGCGGGCGCUGGCAGAAACGCCGCGAGCAGGUGAACCAGGGCAACAUGCCGGGCAUCCAGAGCACCUUCCUUGCCAUGGACACGGAGGAGGGCGUGGAGGUGGUGUGGAACGAGCUGCUCUUCACCGACAAGAAGGCCUUCAAAGCCCAUGAGGAGAAGAUCAAGACCAUGUUUGAGCAGCUGGUGCUUGUGGAUCACCCCAACAUCGUAAAGCUUCACAAAUACUGGCUGGACGUGAAGGACUCGAAGGCACGGGUCAUCUUCAUCACAGAAUACGUGUCCUCAGGGAGCCUGAAACAGUUCCUGAAGAAAACCAAGAAGAACCACAAGGCCAUGAACGCCAGGGCCUGGAAGCGCUGGUGCACCCAGAUCCUGUCUGCUCUCAGCUUCCUGCACUCCUGCGAGCCUCCCAUCAUCCACGGCAACCUCACCAGCGACACCAUCUUCAUCCAGCACAACGGGCUCAUCAAGAUUGGUUCAGUCUGGCACAGAGUGUUUGCCAACGCCCUCCCCGACGACCUGCGGAGCCCCAUCAGGAUUGAGAGGGAGGAGCUUCGCAACUUGCAUUUCUUCCCCCCGGAGUACGGCCAGAAGGCUGACGGGACGGCCGUGGACAUCUUCUCCUUCGGGAUGUGUGCGCUGGAGAUGGCUGUGCUGGAGAUCCAGAGCAACGGGGACACGCGCGUGUCGGAGGAGGCGAUCGUGCGGGCACGGCACUCGCUGGAUGACCCCAACAUGCGGGAGUUCAUUCUGUCGUGCUUGACCCUCAACCCAGACAAGCGACCCACAGCUAACAGCUUGCUGUUCCACCGGGUGCUGUUCGAGGUCCACUCGCUCAAGCUGCUGGCAGCACACUGCUUCAUCAACAACCAGUAUCUGAUGCCAGAGAACGUGGUGGAGGAGAAGAUAAAGGAGCUGGACCUGAACAUGGUGAUGGCAGAGAUCAGGAGGGAGGGUCGACCUGGAGCACAAUGGAGGUACUCAGAGGUCUCCUUCCUUGAACUCGACAAGUUCCUGGAGGAUGUCAGGAAUGGGAUUUAUCCCCUGAUGAACUUUGCAGUUUCCAGACCCCAUGCUCUCCCACGUGUGCUCUCCCAGCCCCAGGAGGACCCUCAGAAAGCCAAGACUCCCACCCCAGAGCCUUUUGAUGUGGAGACCAGGAAGGUGGUGCAAAUGCAGUGUAACAUGGAGCUGAAUGAAGACAAGACCCAGUGGCACCUUACCCUUCUGCUGAUCCUGGAGGACAAACUGCACCGACAGCUGAGCUACGACUUGCUGCCCACUGAUAACUCCAAGGACUUGGCCACAGAGCUGGUGCAUUAUGGAUUCAUCCAUGAGGAUGACUGUGAGAAGUUGGCCAACUUCCUGGAAAACGCCUUCCACAAGUACCGGUCUCCUCCCUCGUGAGUGAGCCCUGGGCAGUCUGGGCCAGGGGGCUUCCCCGUGCCCGGGGGAUGGGACAGGACGGGUACCAGACUGGCAGAGACCGCGGGCUCCUGACUGAACUUCCCGCAGCAGGACCGAGCGGGUCACCCACUCCCCACUGAACCUGUGCAGGCAGCUGUGCGCCCGAGCCACCAUGUGAAAAGGCAGCAGCAAGUGGAGGAGCAAUCAGCAAAGCUGAGGGAUUGCAUGUGCAUCAGGAGGGGCUGGGGCCAGGCAGGAGCACAGGCUGUGUCCCCACUCCUGAGCAGCAGCCCACAGAGCUGUGAGGGGUGGGGAAUGGGGCGGCCCCUUCCCCACGGGGUUUGUGCAGAUGCAAAGCUGUUGCAAAGAAUCCCCCAAACCGAUGAAUUUCCCUCUGGGAAUGAUAAGCUUCUGUCACUGCAGGUUCCAAAGCUAUUUUCCCCCCUCUUUGCCAGCUGGUGAUGCUCACAGAAGGGAGGAGAGGAGCGGGCUCGGGUAGCUCUGGCGCAGUUUCCAGUCUGCCACAUUCUGUUCUUUGUGCCCCAGUCUCUCCAGUUUUGUCGAGGUUUCCCCAGCACAGACGAGCCACCGUGAUGCCUUGUAAUUAGAACUGCACACCUUGGUGUAAGCUGAAGAGAGGACUGUGUGAGCUGGACUUGAUAUGGCAUGAGAAGAAAUCCCAGAAAGGCAACCCACCAGCUGGAUCCAAAGAGGUGGAUCAGCAGAAGCCUCCGUGGUGCUGAACAGAACCCUUGUCACACGGCCUUCCACGAUCUCACGGCACCUAAAGGGGGAAAAGCACCCCGGUGUCACUUCCCCGUUUCUCCCGAGGUGUUUGGGGCUUCAGUCAUUAGCCUGCAGAGAAGAGCAAUCAUCUUAGCUGCUGUGCACACCAGGUUCAGUCAGCGCCCAGUGCAAUUAGAGUUGUCUGUGUUGCAAAAGCCAUGCCCACAGCCGCUGCUGCCCCGUGCCGUGCCGUGUCUGCCUCCCCACGCCGAGCUGACGCCUUGUGCUGAGUUUCCAGCCGUGCUGUGCCGUGCCAAUGUUACAAACUGACACAUCAAUAAAGCCGCUGACAGUC